AUUCUUCGGCAUCGCACUCGUGUUCCUCGUCGAUGGACUUCCCCUUCUUUUCCUCGUACAACAUCUUCCGCGGCUCUGGCAACACGUUCUGGCACCCGCCCAUGCUCUCGACAGCGGACCGUUCCCCGCCAUUCGCCUACUCCCCCAUGCUUCCUGAGGACAAGUCGCUGAUGGGCUUCCUCCACCUGCACAUGCUCCCCACUAAUGAGGCGAACCUGUACUCAAGCUUCCUCCACCCACCACGUACUCGCAUGCUUCUCCUCGGACUACACCAUCAACGCGUCUGCGGAUAUUGUGUCUUCAGGCACAUCACAAAGUGUCCUCUCAUUACGGCGGUAAGAUCUACCACUCCUGCCGGCCAGCCCCGUGUCCCGUUCCUGCGUGCUGCAUCUGUUAUUACGGCUCUAGCAUCGGUCAGGCCUCACCGUGUGCAUGGAAAGAAGGAACAACAAACCUUCACUGCAGCGGUACACAAUCGACUGUGCCGAAGUCUCUGA
Molecule: messenger RNA, 497 nt
Organism: Coniophora puteana RWD-64-598 SS2
Lineage: Eukaryota; Fungi; Basidiomycota; Agaricomycetes; Boletales; Coniophoraceae
Exons: 4
Coding region: 33-497 (154 amino acids)
Source: RefSeq, a predicted model, not a curated record